UGCUUCUAUGAUGAUGCCUGCAUCGUGAACCUUCACAACGAAAGCUGUGACGAGGUUCGAGCGAAAGACAGAGGGCUACCAAGAAGCCAUUCGGUUGAUGGUAGCCAGAUUGCCAGUAUCCCCAGGCUGAAGGUCAUGAUGAAGAUACUAGUAUUGAUUGAACGAAUCGAAUCAUUCUCUCAUUCAAUCGAACAAUCCAGCUGUUCCAGAGUGUCCUCAAGAUGUUGUAUCUUUUGUAAGUGCUUUGUGAUAUGACAGGAAAAGCCUUCAACCCAGUGUUCUCGCGCAUUCAUUAAUUCCGCAAGGCAAUUGCAAAUAAAUCCCAGCUUUGGCUUUAUUAUUACCGGCAGGCCUUUCCGUGCCACUCCAGAUCCGUGAAAUCAAGGUUCGCAUCAAUCUCAUUUUUUUGACAGAUUUCUUCCUUCUUGUAGCAAAAGAAAAGAUCCGCAAGUACAUACAUGUACGCCUGCAAAAGGAUCCUGCUCCUACGCAACCAAACCCUGUGGUUCCGCCGCCCCAUUACAUUCAUACAUAUAUCCAAUCCAAACCAUGGCUGCUGCUACCAAGACACCCGAUUCCAGGCCUGGGUUGCCUCCCAAGCAACAAUCCAAGAACAUGUCGGCAACGCAGAUUCUGAAGCAGCGUCCCAGCCGCCUCUCCAUGGAAGGCUACAUUUACAACGCCGACAAGGUGUUGGAGAUUGCCUUGGACCCGACCACUCGUGAGAUCCCGACGGAUUUGGUGGAAAGAUGCAAGGGAGUGGCCAUUCUCAGUAUUUUCCAUAUUGGAGCAUUAAUGACGAUGCACUAUGGCACUGGCGUCGUCAUGGCCAAGAAUCCUCCAGGGGCGGAGACCAAGUGGAGUGCUCCUUCGGCGUGCUUGGUCAAUGGAUACAGCAUGGGCGCUCUCUUGGGAGGUAAAGCCGACAGCACCCUCGUUUUCAUCAUGAAUGACGAGACUAUGAAGGAUUUUGUCCAUCGUCCUCAAACACGAAUGGGUCUGGAUGCCGCCCUAGCCAUUGGUAAGAUGGGCGGAGACAAAACCGUCGGCAUUGACGGCAAGGGCACCAUCUCCUUUGCCUACACCAGUGGAGCCUUUGCGGGCUUGAGUCUUCAGAUGGGAACCUUGGUUCAUCAAGCCAAACAAAACGAAGUCUUUUACAACAAGGAAAAGGUCGAAGCCAAGGAUAUUGUGCUUUCCAACACGGCCGUACAAGUCCCCUCCGAUUGUCAAGUGGGUGACAUGUACAAGAAACUGGACCUCCUCGAACAGGGCAUGACGUGGGUGCCAACCCCAGAGGAUAUGGACCGAUCGUCGCGCUUCCUCGAAGGAGCCCAGUCGUCUUCGCAGAGAUUCACCAAGUCUCAACUGGCUGGGGCUGCCUAAAACCAAAGCUGCCAGAGGCCCGUUCCUUGUCUCUUCUUUUUGGAUUCGAUAGCAUUUGCUAUUGGUGAUGUAUCCCAUUCCCCGAUGGGAAUGAAUCCAUUAUUUGUGUUUGUGGUUUGCUUUGCAUGGUGGAUUUGCGCAAACGGUCUGGAACGUGUUGUUCGCGGAAUAUCCUUUGAAGGAACGCACCGUAGUUUAUAAGUUCUGAUUAGGUUGUUCAAUCUAUCUGUAACAACUGACUAUCUUCCC
This is a messenger RNA of Seminavis robusta, 1635 nucleotides long. NCBI's taxonomy places the organism in Eukaryota, Bacillariophyta, Bacillariophyceae, Naviculales, Naviculaceae. The record is from the annotation of a GenBank genome assembly.